Messenger RNA from Funneliformis mosseae, 455 nucleotides. NCBI's taxonomy places the organism in Eukaryota, Fungi, Glomeromycota, Glomeromycetes, Glomerales, Glomeraceae. The record is from the annotation of a GenBank genome assembly.
AUGGCGAGUAAUAUGCGUGGUUUGACCGUGUUUAUCGCGGAUAUAAGAAACUGCAGAGUAAGAGAGUUGGAGGAAAAACGAAUUAAUAAAGAAAUGGCAAAUAUUCGAGCGAAAUUUAAAGACGGGAAUCUUAAUGGUUAUCAAAAGAAAAAAUACGUAUGCAAGCUUUUGUAUAUGUAUAUCCUUGGUUGGGAUAUUGAUUUUGGUCAUAUGGAAGCUGUAAAUCUUAUUUCAAGCAAUAAAUAUAGUGAGAAACAAAUCGGAUAUCUUGGUGUAACCCUUUUAAUGCAUGAAAAUAGUGAUUUGACACGUCUAGUUAUCAAUUCAAUAAAAAAAGAUCUCGAGGAACUUAACGAAAUAUAUAAUUGUCUAGCCUUGCACGCUAUUGCUAAUAUUGGUGGUAGAGAAAUGGCUGAAUCACUUUCAUUUGAUGUGCAUAGACUUUUAAUAUCACC